This is a messenger RNA of Spodoptera littoralis (African cotton leafworm), 724 nucleotides long. The record is from the annotation of a GenBank genome assembly. NCBI's taxonomy places the organism in Eukaryota, Metazoa, Arthropoda, Insecta, Lepidoptera, Noctuidae.
AUGAAUAGAUCGCUUCAAAAUAAAACUGUGGCUGUCGUGGGAGGAGCUCAAGGUAUAGGAAGUGGAAUAGCUGACUGGUUCCUACUCCAUGGAGCAAAAACUGCCAUUCUACUGGACAUGAACGACAUACAAGGACCAAAAACUGUAGAAAUGCUGACAGAAAAGCAUGGGAAGGACAAAGCUGUGUUCAUAAAGUGUGAUGUCACAACUGAUCUUGAGACAGUUCCAAAACUAAUUAUUGAAACUUAUAAUACCAUUGAUGUAUUAGUUUUGAGUGCUGGUAUACUUCCUACUUUGGAUUGCAGAAAAAUUAUGAACAUAUACGCCGCAUCUGUUGUAGAAUGGUCUAUGAAGUUCUACGAUCAUAUGAGAAAGGACAAUGGGGGAAGCGGUGGAACGAUCAUAACUAUAUCUUCAAUAUUUGGUUUUAGACCAGCGCCCUAUGCUCCAGUGUAUCAAGCAGCCAAGUAUGCAGUGUUCGGAUUCACGAAAUCUUUGGGUCAUCUUGAUAAUUUUCACAAAACUGGAGUACGUGUUUUGGGACUGUGUCCAGGGUUUACCGAAACGGCACUCACUACGAAAUUAAGAGAUCCGAAACUACAGAAGGAGUUACCGGAAGAUUUAGUGAAAUUCGCAAACUCUCUUCCUUGGCAAACUAUUGAGGAUGUUGGUAAAGCAGCAGUGGAAGUGUAUGAACAAGCUGACAGUGGGACAAUGUGGCUGA